Molecule: messenger RNA, 696 nt
Organism: Psilocybe cubensis
Lineage: Eukaryota; Fungi; Basidiomycota; Agaricomycetes; Agaricales; Agrocybaceae
Exons: 1
Coding region: 1-696 (231 amino acids)
Source: RefSeq, a predicted model, not a curated record
AUGGAGUCCGCGCACGGGUAUCAUGCAGAAAGUGACAGUCAUUCCGCCCUAAAUACAAUCAAAGCCAUGAUACGUAUUAGUGAACGCACGCCUCGAUACUAUCGCACGGACACUCAGGCAUUUCUUCAAAAAUACUGGCGUAGCCCUUCUUUGAACACGUUCAAUGCUCUACUUCCAGUUGUGGCGUAUACGGACGCAUCCGACUGGGGUAUCGGGUUCUAUCUUUCCUCUUUCAAACAGUCUCUGGCAUAUUCAUGGAUUCCUGGAAAAGCUGGCAUCCCUAUUGGACCUACCGGUCAAGUCAUCACAUCCUGGGCUGAACUUAUUGCGGUCGAAAUGGCAAUCCAUACGCUCAUUAUGUUGGACGCAAUCGACACACUGUACCCCACUGUUAUCUUAUCAGACAAUGAUGGUGUUGUCAAAGCACUCUCUUCCGGCUAUUGGACACCAAAUUACGGUCUUGAUGGCAUCGUGAAGCGUAUUAUAUCGACCUGUUACACACAUCGUAUCAUCCUGGACAUCAGAUGGAUCCCAUCCAAAGCUAACCUCGCCGAUGGCGCAUCCAAAGGCCGGUUUUCUUCCCCUCAGCUCCGGGAGAUGGAGGCAAUCUGGGAAAAUUUAUACGACCCCGAGCUCACGCGACUGUUGAUGAUACCACCUCAUUUACGCUCGCUUACAGAACCCAUUGGCUUCUGA